Messenger RNA from Drosophila yakuba, 3285 nucleotides. It is a transcript of the gene TTLL4B, whose product is annotated as tubulin polyglutamylase TTLL4. The transcript has 8 exons. Gene Ontology annotation, biological process: microtubule cytoskeleton organization; protein polyglutamylation. The record is from RefSeq and is a predicted model, not a curated record. Lineage: Eukaryota; Metazoa; Arthropoda; Insecta; Diptera; Drosophilidae. Gene Ontology annotation, cellular component: cilium. Bases 172 to 3144 code for a protein of 990 amino acids. Gene Ontology annotation, molecular function: tubulin binding; tubulin-glutamic acid ligase activity.
AACAAAAAUCCCGAGUGGGACAUAUGUAAAUGUAUAUGGAUUACUUUUCAAAUCGAGUCCUCGUGUCGAUAGCUGUCUUAUGAUUCUCGGUUUGUUUGUGUAAUUAAACUAAAUUCGUUGUGCGUAUGUAAAAAAAAAUAUUAAGUUAUCAAAAUCACCUGUGAACUCAAUAUGGCUCAGAUGACCGAGAAGAGGACAACGUCGGCCCGAUCGGGAACUGCCGCCAAGGAGAACCACAGCCUGACGGGACGGCAGAACCACCAGAAUCACCACAAUCAGGGACACCAGCGCAGUGGCAAGGGCAUCGAGAUACUCGACUUCCACGAGUCCUGGCUGGAGGAGGUGGAGCUGUACAAGGACAAGAUGGUCAUGUGCAAGAAAUUGGCCCACCACAAUCACGUGCCCGCCUCGGCGCACCACCUGCAACCGCACCUGGCCGCACCGAAUCGAAAUCAGGCCCGGCUCAUCCAGGCCAGCACUCCACAGCAACGCAGAUCAGCCGGUGGAGGAUCCGCUGCUGGAGCCACAGCAUCCGAUUCUGUCUCGGCACGCCACUCGCCGCCUGGCCAAAAGCAAAGAUCACCGCCGUCGCCGCGCAAACGGCUGUCGCCCGAGAAGGUGGCGCAGCUGGGAGGAGGAGGUGUCUCCAAGGCAGCCGCGCAGCGCAUCAUCAUCCGGGGAUCCCCGGCCAACAGCUCCCCGCCCAAGGUAGCCCCCGCGGCCUCAAAUGUUCCCGUCGUGGCCAACAGUGUGCUCCAAUCGGAGCCGUACAAGAAAGUCCAGAUGCUAUUGAAGCGCGCAAGGGAGGAGGCCUUCGCCAAGCACACGGCGAGCAACUCAGCCGGGAACGGCAACGGCAACGGCUCCAAGCGCUCCAGCCUCAGUCCGCCCAUCCAGGCGAAGGUGCCACCGUCGAACAUGUCCUGCCCAAGCACCCAAACUCUCAAGCCGUCGCCGCCCAGCAAGAUCGUGGUGAACUCGUUCCACGGCAGCAGCAUGCUGAGCACGCAGCAGCAGGAGGAGAAGAGCAGACUUCUAACCCAAAACGGGCUGACCAAGUCGGCGGCCACAGCUUUGGAAACGAGUCUCUACGCCUCGCUGUACGCCAAUGCGCCGCAGAACAGCCAGCCGCAGUUCCACAGCCCGCGGAUUUCCGGCGGAGAUCACGUCACAUCGUAUGUGGGAGUCUCCCUCAACAAGGGAGCAGGUCACGAUAACGACCGGAGGCACGAGGACGAUCCGUGCGCGGCCAUCGACGACAUCAACUACUACGACGAUUCGGACUCGGAGGAGGAGUAUGUGGGCACGCCUUUCUUUCUGGAGGAGGACAACACGGAGACGCGCCAAAGCAAGCACACUCGCCUGCUGCCGCAAAAGACGCCAUCAAAGGAGUCCGUGCGCACCACAGACUCGGAGGCGUCUGUUUAUUUCCGUCCAGAGGCCAUCCUAUCGCCUAGUCUCUUCCCGCACGUUCCGCCGUACCUGAACUUUACGUCCCACGCGGACAAGGGUCCUGCAAUGCCGGCAGCAUUGCAUCGAGUCCUCAAAUGGAAACUCAGCCCCGUGAUGCCGAAGAUUGUCAAGCGAGUGGUGCUCAAUUCGGGCUUCCGCAUCAUCAAGAACACCACCGACUGGAUGGCCGUGUGGGAGAAGCACAUGAAGAGUCCCGGCUUCAGGACCAUUCGAUCGCACCAGAAGUACAAUCACAUACCCGGCUCGUUCCGAAUCGGUAGAAAAGACACCAUGUGGCGCAGCAUCUACAACAAUAUGAAGAAAUUCGGCAAAAAGGAGUUUGGAUUUAUGCAGAAAUCCUACAUCAUGCCAGACGACCUGGAAAGUCUGCGCCAGGUGUGGCCCAAAAACGCCUCAAAACUGACAAAGUGGAUUGUAAAGCCGCCGGCGAGUGCCCGUGGAACGGGCAUACGCAUUGUGAACAAGUGGAGUCAAUUUCCCAAAGAUCGUCCCCUGGUGGUCCAAAAAUACAUUGAACGUCCGCUGCUGAUCAACGACAAUAAGUUCGAUAUGCGUCUGUAUGUGGUACUGACCUCGAUUAACCCACUCCGCAUCUAUAUGUACAAGGAUGGACUGGCGCGUUUCGCGUCCGUCAAGUACAGCUCGGAGCUGAGCAAUCUGGACGAGCGCUGCAUGCACCUGACCAACUACAGCAUCAACAAGUUCUCGCAGAACUAUGCGAAGAACGAGGACUUCAAUGCCUGUCAGGGCCACAAGUGGACACUACAAUCGCUGUGGUCCUGCCUGGAGAAUCGUGGCGUUAACACUAAGCGCCUGUGGGCCACUCUUCGAAAUCUGGUCAUCAAGGGCAUCGUGAGCGGGGAAUCGGGUUUGAAUCGCAUGUACCGCCAGAAUGUGAACUUUCGCUACAAUUGCUUCGAGCUGUUUGGCUUUGAUGUGCUCCUGGAUGAGAAUCUAGUGCCUUGGCUGCUGGAGAUCAAUAUAUCGCCGUCGUUGCACUCGGAACUGCCACUGGAUCUGCACGUGAAGGGUCCGCUCAUUCAGGCCGUGCUGAAUACGGCUCUCUAUCAGGUGCCGCCUAAGCUGAACGAACGUCAGCAGGCGGAAAUCCUGGAGGAGCUCAAUCUGACCGGUCCGUUGUGCCAUGACAAACGCAUCUUCACCACCUGCCUGACUGCAGAGGAGGUGCGCAAACACAACCAGUACACUAACCGCAGCAUCGAAUUCCGGGAGGAGUAUGUCGAUACCAUACUGGAUAAUCUGCUGCCGGAUGAUGUGCGUUGCCUGAUCGUUGCCGAGGACGAGCUGGCCAGGUGUCAGCCGCUGGAACGGAUCUUCCCCACCUCCGGCACUCAUGUAUACCUGCGCUAUGUCGAGAAUGCCCGUUACUAUAAUCGCCUGCUGGACGCCUGGGAGACGAAGUACGCGAAGAACCGGGAAAUGGGCAUUGCCUUGCUGUCGCGGUAUUGCCGGGACAAAUACCAUUUACAGGUGUCGGACGCCGCCAUGGAAAAGGAACCAAAUGUUGCACUUACCGAGAUCGAUAUGCUGCACGUGCGAAAGGAUGAGGUCUUGGACGGUGCCACCACGCUGGCCAUGCUCAAGCCCGUCAACCAGGAGGGCUGCGAGGUGGUGCCGAGUCCGGAUGCCUGCAUCGAGAUUAAGUCCUGAAACCACCGCCGACGCAUUAACCGCACAAAGUCACCAUUACUUCUUCCAUUUCCGUUUCCGUUCACGGCUCUCAGCAGCGCCGGCAUCCCGUUCAAAAUUGCUCCGGAAUUGUCUCCACUCAAUAAAUUUUCUUAACUUCGA